Mizuhopecten yessoensis (Yesso scallop) is the source of this 3337-nucleotide messenger RNA. Its product is annotated as ribonucleoside-diphosphate reductase large subunit-like. The transcript has 18 exons. NCBI's taxonomy places the organism in Eukaryota, Metazoa, Mollusca, Bivalvia, Pectinida, Pectinidae. Gene Ontology annotation, cellular component: ribonucleoside-diphosphate reductase complex. Gene Ontology annotation, biological process: deoxyribonucleotide biosynthetic process; DNA replication. The record is from RefSeq and is a predicted model, not a curated record. Gene Ontology annotation, molecular function: ATP binding; ribonucleoside-diphosphate reductase activity, thioredoxin disulfide as acceptor. Bases 136 to 2505 code for a protein of 789 amino acids.
GCGGGAAAUAUAGUCAGGUGAUCGCAGUUGGCGCUCAUUUCAAGGGGGAAAACAGCAACAAAGAAACAUCCCGUCAGUUGCAAAAUAUUUGACUUCCUCUCUCCUGUCUGAAGAAGUCAUCCAUACUCAGCCAAAAUGUUUGUCAUCAAGAGAGAUGGACGCGAGGAAAAGGUCAUGUUUGAUAAGAUCACCUCUAGGAUCCAAAAGCUCUGUUAUGGACUGAAUUCAGACUUUGUUGAUCCGACUGCAAUCACAUUGAAAGUCAUCAAUGGCCUCUACCCUGGCGUCACCACUGUCGAGCUGGACAACCUGGCAGCCGAGACUGCAGCCACCAUGACCACCAAACAUCCUGAUUAUGCUCAGCUGGCGGCAAGAAUUGCAGUGUCCAAUCUCCACAAGGAAACCAAAAAAGUCUUCAGUGAUGUCAUGAAUGAUCUUUACACCUGGAUCAACCCUAAAACAAACAAACACUCUCCCAUGAUUUCUCCAAAAACCCACAAGAUCAUCAUGGAUAACUCGGACCAAUUGAAUUCUGCUCUCAUCUACGAUCGUGACUUCACUUACAACUAUUUCGGAUUCAAGACCUUGGAACGUUCUUAUUUGCUGAAAAUGGAUGGCAAAGUUGCUGAGCGCCCCCAGCACAUGUUGAUGAGAGUCGCUGUGGGUAUACAUGAAACUGACAUUCAAGCAGCAAUUGAGACGUACAACUUGCUGUCCGAGAAGUGGUUUACACAUGCCUCCCCGACACUGUUCAAUGCUGGAACAUGCAGGCCGCAGCUUUCUAGUUGUUUCUUGCUGACCAUGCACUCGGACAGUAUAGAGGGUAUCUAUGACACCCUCAAACAGUGUGCCCUUAUAUCCAAGUCAGCCGGUGGUAUUGGGCUCAACAUUCACAACAUCCGAGGCACCGGUAGCUACAUUGCUGGGACAAAUGGGAUUUCCAAUGGCCUGCUCCCAAUGUUGCGAGUGUACAACAACACUGCAAGAUAUGUGGACCAGGGCGGCAACAAGAGACCAGGAGCCUUUGCCAUUUACUUGGAACCAUGGCAUUGUGAUAUGUUCGACUUUUUGGACUGUAAAAAAAAUACGGGAAAGGAGGAGAAUAGGGCUCGUGACCUAUUUUACGCACUGUGGAUCCCCGACCUAUUUAUGAAGAGAGUAGAGAACAAUGAAGACUGGACGCUCAUGUGUCCCGCAGAGUGUCCAGGGCUCGCCGACUGCUGGGGGGACAAGUUUGAAGAGCUUUAUACCAAAUACGAAAAAGAGGGCAAAGGACGCAAGACCAUAAAAGCUCAGCAGUUGUGGUACGCCAUCAUUGAGUCGCAGACAGAAACGGGCACCCCGUACAUGUUGUACAAGGACAGUUGUAACAGGAAGUCGAAUCAACAGAACCUCGGCACCAUCAAGUGUAGCAACCUCUGUACGGAGAUCGUGGAGUACAGCAGUCCCGACGAGGUCGCUGUGUGUAACUUGGCAUCCAUUGCCCUCAACAUGUACGUACUACCAGACAAGACGUUUGACUUCAAAAAGCUGAAGGCGGUUACGAAGGUCAUUGUAAGGAACCUGAACAAAAUUAUUGACGUCAACUUCUACCCCGUGGAGGAGGCCAAACGAUCCAACUUCCGUCACAGGCCCAUUGGUAUUGGAGUGCAGGGGCUUGCUGAUGCCUUUAUACUCAUGAGGUUCCCAUUUGAAAGCCCAGAGGCACAGGAACUGAACAAGCAUAUCUUUGAGACUAUCUACUUUGGGGCUCUGGAGGCGAGCUGUGAACUGGCAGAGGAACUAGGGGCAUACGAAACUUAUGAAGGGUGCCCCAUCAGCAAAGGGAUGUUGCAGCAUGACAUGUGGGAUGUCAAGGCAACACUUCACGACUGGGAUGGUCUUCGGGCAAAGAUUGCCAAACAUGGUGUGCGGAACAGUCUUUUGUGUGCGCCCAUGCCGACGGCGUCCACAGCCCAGAUCCUUGGGAACAACGAGUCCAUCGAGGCGUACACCAGCAAUAUAUACUCCAGGAGGGUCCUGUCGGGGGAGUUCCAGGUUGUGAACCAACAUCUCCUGAGAGAUCUGACGGAGAAAGGGUUGUGGAAUGACGACAUGAAAAACAAGCUCAUUGCAAAUGGAGGAUCUAUACAGAGUAUUCCGGAAAUCCCAGAUGAAAUCAAACAGUUGUACAAGACAGUUUGGGAGAUCUCGCAAAAGACUAUAAUCAAGAUGUCCGCAGACAGGGGAGCAUUCAUUGACCAAUCGCAAUCACUCAACAUCCACAUCGCAGAACCCAACUACGGCAAACUCACCAGUAUGCACUUCUACGCCUGGAAGCUGGGACUUAAGACCGGUAUGUACUACCUGCGUACCAAGGCCGCUGCCUCGGCAAUCCAGUUUACUGUGGACAAAACAAAGCUAGCCCAAACAUCGGAAACUGGCACAGAGAAAUUAGACGAAAAGAUGGCUGCUAUGGUGUGUUCCCUCCAGAAUAAGGAUGACUGCAUGAUGUGUGGGUCGUAGGCUGUGGAAGAGGGUACAGAACGAACAGGGACUGUAAUUGGUUUAGUGUUACUGAAUACCAAUGAUAGUAUGGGUUCAGAAAAAUGUUGUGCGAUUGUCAUUUGCAAAACUGAAGCAACCUAUUAGAAAGCCAUAAGACAGUAAUUUACAUAUUUUCUUUAACAGUAUUCUUCUGUGGAAAAGUAGGUAUUUAUAUAGUGCUCAGUUCUUCCAAAACAUGGAAAUUUCAAAUUAAAUGAACUAUUCCAACCUUUGAAUUGGAAGAGUUCAAAUGUGUCUUCAGGGGUGAAUGAGUUUAAUAGCCAUAGCAAUACUUAUAUGAUAAGAUUGAAUGACUGCAACAGAUUGUGAUUUUUUUUUAUUUUUUAUUUUUUCAAAAGUUGAGGCACAUUCAUCAACUGAGUGCUGUAUUCUCUUUGUUAAGCUUUAUUAUUAUUGAUAUAGUGCUAUUUAACAUGUAGAAAUCAUGAAAUGCAUUUCUCUUUAUUAUGGUAAUAUAUUUCAAUUGACUAGGGGUGUGUAUCAUGAGUGAUGCUGCAAUACUAUACGUGUCGAAAUACAAUACGAAUCACGCUAUCUGGAAGAUAUAUACAAUGUGCAUUUAAUAAUGAGAUAUUUUCAUUGUGUUCCUAUUAAAUAUUUGUAUCAAACCUUUGUCAUACACAAUAUUGCAUUUGAAAUAUUAAAUGAUAUUGAAUUAAAGACCAAAAUACCAGAAUAUAUGAUUUUUACAAAGCUACCAUUAUUGUACAUAAUUUGUAUAUGAAUUGUUCAAUAUUUAUGAUAAUACUUGCAUUUAUUUAUGUCUUGGAUAAAGAUCUUGUGAAACUUA